This is a messenger RNA of Camelina sativa (false flax), 2439 nucleotides long. The record is from RefSeq and is a predicted model, not a curated record. NCBI's taxonomy places the organism in Eukaryota, Viridiplantae, Streptophyta, Magnoliopsida, Brassicales, Brassicaceae.
AUGCCUCAGAAGAAAAGCUAUUUUGCCUUGCAGCUACCUAAGGGAUGGUGGGUGUUUGGUUUGGAUCUCGCUCUUCAUGGUGAUAUUGAUGUCGACCAAUUCAAAUUCUUUUCCGAAUUGGUGAAGGGCAAGGUUGGUGAGAAUGAUGCUGUGAUCAUCAUCACGCAUGAACCAAACUGGCUUCUUGAUUGGUACUGGAGCGGCGAUACAGGGAAGAACGUGAGACAUCUGAUAUGCGACGUUUUGAAAUACAGGUGCAAACUUAGAAUGGCAGGAGAUUUGCAUCACUAUAUGCGACAUUCAUGUAAUCAAUCAGAUGGACCUGCCCAUGUCCAACAUCUUCUUGUUAAUGGCUGUGGAGGAGCUUUUCUGCAUCCCACCCAUGUGUUCAGCAAUUUUUCAAAGUUCUAUGGGGCCUCUUAUGGAAGCAAGGUUGCCUACCCCUCUUUUGAGGAUUCAAGCAAAGUUCUUAGCAUGGCCUGCUGUAUAUUUUACAGUCAUUGUGGUAAUCGAGCUAUUUUUAGGCAAAAACCACAUGGGAGACAGUAUUCUAGUUGGUUUUCGUUCUGGAAAAAAGAACAUAGGAACAAUACCUGGCUUGCAAAAUUCAUUCGUAUGAAUGAGCUGAAAGACCAAGUGUGUUCGUCAUGGUUUGCUCCUGUUGGAUCUGCAAGUGAUUAUCCACUAUUAUCCAAAUGGUUCAUUUACGGGGAGAUUGCAUGCAACGGAUCGUGUCCUGAUUCAUCUGACGAAAUUUCUCCUAUAUACUCCUUGUGGGCCACAUUUAUUGGUCUUUACAUUGCCAAUUAUGUAGUGGAGAGAUCAACAGGGUGGGCUCUGACACACCCUCUAUCAGUCGACAAAUAUGAGAAGCUGAAGAAUCAGCAAUUGAGACCUGAUUUCUUAGAUAUGGUUCCUUGGUAUUCAGGAACAUCGGCUGAUUUGUUCAAAACUGUGUUUGACCUCCUUGUGUCAGUCACGGUAUUUGUUGGCCGCUUUGACAUGCGGAUGCUGCAGGCUGCAAUGACCAAAUCUGAUGAUGCAACUGGUAGAAAGGAACUUUUGUAUGAUCACCUUGCUGAUAAGAAUGAUUUUUGGUUUGAUUUCAUGGCGGACACUGGUGAUGGGGGGAAUUCAUCAUAUAGUGUUGCGAAACUUCUUGCUCAGCCUUCUCUCAAAGUUCCAGUGGCUGAUGAUUUUCUAUCUCUUCCACGGGGCAAUGUACUGCUUAUUGGAGGAGAUCUUGCAUACCCAAAUCCGUCAUCUUUUACAUAUGAAAAACGUCUCUUCUGUCCUUUUGAGUAUGCGCUGCAGCCACCGCGUUGGUAUAAAAAUGACUCUAUUGCUGUUGACAAGCCUGAAUUACCCGAUGGAGUGUCUGAUCUUAAGAGUUAUGAAGGUCCACAAUGUUUUCUAAUCCCUGGAAACCAUGACUGGUUUGACGGACUCAAUACUUUCAUGAGGUAUAUAUGCCAUAAGAGUUGGUUAGGCGGCUGGUUAAUGCCUCAGAAGAAAAGCUAUUUUGCCUUGCAGCUACCUAAGGGAUGGUGGGUGUUUGGUUUGGAUCUCGCUCUUCAUGGUGAUAUUGAUGUCGACCAAUUCAAAUUCUUUUCCGAAUUGGUGAAGGGCAAGGUUGGUGAGAAUGAUGCUGUGAUCAUCAUCACGCAUGAACCAAACUGGCUUCUUGAUUGGUACUGGAGCGGCGAUACAGGGAAGAACGUGAGACAUCUGAUAUGCGACGUUUUGAAAUACAGGUGCAAACUUAGAAUGGCAGGAGAUUUGCAUCACUAUAUGCGACAUUCAUGUAAUCAAUCAGAUGGACCUGCCCAUGUCCAACAUCUUCUUGUUAAUGGCUGUGGAGGAGCUUUUCUGCAUCCCACCCAUGUGUUCAGCAAUUUUUCAAAGUUCUAUGGGGCCUCUUAUGGAAGCAAGGUUGCCUACCCCUCUUUUGAGGAUUCAAGCAAAAUUGCUUUGGGAAAUAUUUUGAAAUUCCGGAAAAAGAACUGGCAGUUUGAUUUUAUUGGUGGUAUUAUAUACUUCAUCUUGGUCUUUUCAUUGUUCCCUCAGUGUAAGCUAGCUCACGUCUUACGAGGUGAUUCGUUUUCUGGUCACCUUGAGAGUUUCUUAGGCACUGUUUGGAACGCCUUUGCGUAUGUGAUGGAACAAUCUUAUGUGUCUUUUACCGGUGUCUUGAUGUUGCUGAUAACUGCAAUCGCAUUUGUCCCCUCAAAAAUAUCUCGGAAGAAACGGGUUGUAAUUGGAGUUCUUCAUGUUGCAGCACACCUGAUGGCAGCUCUGAUUCUCAUGUUGAUGUUGGAACUGGGCAUAGAAAUCUGUAUUCAACAUAAUCUCCUUGCAAAUUCUGGGUAUCAUACAUUAUAUCAGUGGUACAAAUCAGUGGAGAGUGAGCAUUUCCCGGACCCUACUGGCCUUCGAGCC